Messenger RNA from Vitis vinifera (wine grape), 1630 nucleotides. Its product is annotated as Methylthioribose-1-phosphate isomerase. Bases 157 to 1362 code for a protein of 401 amino acids. The transcript has 9 exons. Lineage: Eukaryota; Viridiplantae; Streptophyta; Magnoliopsida; Vitales; Vitaceae. Gene Ontology annotation, molecular function: S-methyl-5-thioribose-1-phosphate isomerase activity. The record is from RefSeq and is a predicted model, not a curated record.
GACAAGGCAUGGUGGGGACGCAAGGGGAAUCGGAUUCCGAAAACAAAACCAACACAGGGUUGGAGGCUGGAACGCAAUUCCAACAGUCGAGGAAUAACCCUGACCUCGCAGCAGAGACGAGGAAUUAGGGUUGCGAGCUUUACUGAGUUCAAAUCAAUGGCGGAUUCCAACUCCAAACAUCAGGAUUCUCUGCAGUCGAUAUGUUAUAAGCGCGGGUCACUCCAACUGCUCGAUCAGAGAAAGCUUCCUCUGGAAACUGUCUACUUGGAAAUUAAAGGCGCAGAUGAUGGAUGGCAUGCAAUAAGAGAUAUGGUGGUUCGUGGGGCACCCGCAAUUGCAAUAGCAGCAGCCCUCUCCCUGGCUGUGGAAGUAUCCAACUUAGAGGAUUUUAUUGGGACAUCUGAUGAUGCAGCAUCUUUCCUUAACAGCAAAUUGGACUAUCUUGUUACUAGCCGACCUACUGCUGUGAAUCUUUCAGAUGCUGUAACAAAACUUAAAGGAGUAAUAUCAAAUGCUGCUGCCACUGCUUUUGAAGCCAUGAGUGUUUUUCAGGCUUUUCUAGAGGCUGCUGAAGACAUGCUUAGGGAGGAUGUUGCUGCAAACAGAGCAAUUGGGUUGUAUGGAGCAAGUUUUCUUCAAAGCCAUAUAAAAGACUCUAAGAAUCUGUCUAUUUUGACACAUUGCAACACUGGAAGUCUUGCAACAGCUGGAUAUGGUACUGCUCUCGGUGUAAUCCGUUCCGUUCAUGCUGAAGGAAUUUUACUGAGGGCCUAUUGCACAGAGACACGUCCAUUCAACCAAGGAUCCAGGCUUACAGCUUUUGAGUUGGUGCAUGAUAAUAUACCUGCUACUCUUAUAGCAGACUCUGCUGCAGCUGCAUUAAUGCAGGCUGGACGCGUGGAUGCUGUCAUUGUUGGAGCAGAUCGCGUAGCUGCAAAUGGUGAUACUGCUAACAAGAUUGGGACCUAUUCUCUGGCCUUAAGUGCAAAGCAUCACCAUAUUCCAUUCUUUGUGGCUGCACCCUUGACUUCCAUUGAUUUAACCCUUUCUUCGGGACAAGAAAUUGUUAUAGAGGAAAGAUCCCCAAAGGAAUUGUUGAACUCGCGUGGAGGACUCGGGGAACAGGUUGCUGCAUCUGGAAUUUGUGUUUGGAACCCUGCUUUCGAUGUUACCCCAGCUGAUCUGAUAGCUGGUAUCAUAACAGAGAAGGUCCUUGUCUCCCUCUUUCUUUCUAUUGCAAAACAUGUAUUUAUUGCAUCUGACAUACUUGAAUUAUAUGAUCAGGGUGUAAUUACUAAGACAGGUGAUGUUUUCGACAUCAAGGAUUUCAUACACAAUGCAACCAGUCACUGCUGUAAAUAAGAGAGGCAUCUUUUGCUGGACCAAGUUCUAUCCCAGUAGUAAGCAAAGGUUGUUUACAUCUAACUUGGUGCUUAAAUUGGUUGACUUGCCCACGAAUUCAAUAGAUUUGAGGGUAUGUGCCAUCUUCCAUGUGUAAGCAUGCCUAAUUUUUGGAGUUCUUGUCAGUUUCAGAAGGAUUAAGAAUAUUCUAAGAAAGCUUGUAUUCUUCUUCUGCCAGUGUGAUGUUUAAUGACUGAAUGCUCUAAUAUUUAAUGGUUUUUCACUUUUA